Molecule: messenger RNA, 618 nt
Organism: Parnassius mnemosyne (clouded apollo)
Lineage: Eukaryota; Metazoa; Arthropoda; Insecta; Lepidoptera; Papilionidae
Source: the annotation of a GenBank genome assembly
AUGGCCAAGUGGAGCAUUGUCGCCCUCGCAUUGAUCGGCUGCGCUGUCGCCGAGCCCCCAGUUGGCUACAGUUACUCAGCCCCGUCAUCCCUCAUCUUCGUAGGAAGCAGCCAUGGGUCUCCUCUCAGCAGUGGCGGCCACUACAGCUCGGUUCCCGUUGGUUAUCAGACAUCAGAGGGCUACAACAUUGAUCCCCAUCUAUUGCACAAAGUCAAGAACAUCAUCCUCAAGGACGAAAUCCACAACCAGGCCUUCCAAUCUGGUUCCUCCGGCCACGGAAUCUCUUCCCACUACGGAGCUCCGGUCUACGGCGUGCCCCACGAGAGGAUUGUGGGCAUCGAGCUAGGCCACAUUCAGCAGGGAAUCCAAGUCGCACAGUACCACCAGGCUGAUGAAGGUUACGGUGGUGGUUACGCUGGUGGAUACGCCGGCGGUUACUCAGGUUACUCCAACGACGGUGGUUACGCCAGCGGUGGUUACUCCAGCGGUGGACACGGUUACAACGGUGGAUCCAUCUCUUACUCUGCUCCCUCACUCACCUACACCACCAUAGGAGCUCCAUCUGGCUCGUACGGAGUACCAUCUCUUUCCUCCUCCUACGGCGUGCCUCACCAUUAA